This is a messenger RNA of Insectozyma verbasci, 1425 nucleotides long. Lineage: Eukaryota; Fungi; Ascomycota; Pichiomycetes; Serinales; Debaryomycetaceae. The record is from the annotation of a GenBank genome assembly.
AUGAAUUCAGACUUUGGAAAUGAUGGUACAUUAUUAAAAGUAGACCAAGAAAUGUCUGAGAAGGUAUUUAAGAAUAAGUGUGAUGAUUUUAUAAAUGAUAUAUUUGAUGAAAGGGCCACAAUGAUAAAUAAAAUUGAGAAUUUGCAACAAGUUAUAAGAAAGCAAGAAAUUGAAAUUAAAGAAUUAAAAAGAAAAUUAGAAAGAAAAUCACCUACAAAACGUUCAAGUUUAUCAUCAUCACCUAGGAAAAUUAAUUUAUCUUCAUCUAAUUCAUCACCUACCAAAAGAAAUUUCAUUACAAAAUCAUUAUAUGAACCAAAAUUGAAAAAUUUAAAGUUGGACUUACCUUAUGCUACUAAAAGUAAAUCAAUGGUUCAUUUAUUACCUACUCAAUAUUCAGAUACUGAUGAAGAAGAAGAAGAAGAAGAAGAAGAAGAAGAAGAAGAAGAAGAAGAAGAAGAAGAAGAAGAAGAAGAAGAAGAAGAAGAAGAAGAAGAAGAAGAAGAGGAAAUACAAGGAAAUGAAGAAGUUCAAAUUUUUCGAUCUUCGCCCGUCGCUACACAAGAUCAAAUUCCACAACCACCUACAACGACAAUUAUUAAAACUUCUCAAAAACAUUCAUCAUCAUCUGCUCCAUCAUUACCUCCACCGAAAAAGAAAUUGAAAUUAUUAUCAAUGUCAUCACAAAAUUCAAUAAGUCCCAAAAAGAAAGUAUCAAAAAUCGUUGUACCUAAACUAUCACCAAUUAAAUUAGGUCUAGUACCUACUCAAUAUUCAAGCUCACAAACACAACUUCAAGAAGAAGAAAUAAUUGAAGAUUCGGAAGAAGAAAAUAUUUCAUUACAUUUAUCACCGCGUAAAUACAUUCCUAUUCCUUCACAAACUACAAUUUUACAAAAAAGAAAAUAUCUUAUAGAGUACUAUACAAACAAAUUCAAGAAUGAAACAAGUUUCAAGAUUAAUCUAUCUACACAUCCUAUAAAAGGUAUAACUUUUGAUUUUUCGGAUUUUGUAAUUAAUGAUAAUUAUGAACCUGAUGAAAUUACCAAGUUCAUUAAAAGAAAUCAUAUAAUGAGUUUAGAAGACUAUAAAAAGAAAAAAUUAUUUUAUAAUUUAAGUAUGGACAAGAAAAAUGAUGAAGAAUUGAAUGAAAAGGAGUUUUUAAGUAGAGAAAGUCAAUUAUUUAAUAAGUUUCAAUCACCUCCUGGGUUUAUGAUUAGUGAAUUUCCAAAUACUCAGGAGCAACAAGAAAGAAAAGAGGUCAUUAAGAAAAGACAAGAAGAUAGGAUAGAAAGAAGAAUAGAUGAAUGUUGUAGAGUAAAACAAGAUUAUCAAGGGAAUGUAACACAAAUUGGAGAAUAUGUGUUUGUUAUGAAUAUCUUGAAUGAUUAUGUUAAAAGUGGAAGAUGGUACAUAAAGAAUUAG